GUGCCUUUAGCAUUUGUGUUCUUCACAGAUUGAACACCUGGCUAGCAGAGUACAGAUCACAGCAUCCUUUUGUACAAAGCAUCAAUAAGAACCACUUAGAUUUGCGGGUUACAAUUAAUUUUUCUUCGUUCGAAUUCUUAUUUAUAUAGUAUUAUCUGGCACCAUAGUUCACCAUAGAAUUGCCACCUGACAGCGUAACUCCAGCCAGCCAUUCGAGGUGCCGCUGUUGAGCCCAGCCACGCCCCCGCCAGCACACUACCAAGCUCCGCCGGCGAGUCGGACCCCGGGGCCCGGCCGACGCCGCACCGCCCCCAUCUUACCGUACCCGGCUGCGAGCGCCAACGGCUACGGCGUGGUACGAAUUUGGCGCCUUGUCUUCUGAUUGGCCCGUCGGCGUCACCAAUAGAUAGGAGGUAAGCGCGAAGGAGUGGGGGUGGGCGCAAAGGCGGCCAGUCAGCGAGGAGGUUCAAGCGGCAGAGCCCCAAUAGCGAGGCGCCAUGGUGCUAUCCAAUGAGCGGCGCCCUACUGUGCGGGAGGUUAUAAAGAGACGGGUGGACGCGUCCUCCCUUCGUCCCGCCGCAGAGCUCCUGAGGUUUCGGCGUGGUGCUCGGUCCGCUGCGAGACGCCAUGUCUGGCCGAGGCAAGAGUGGCGGUAAGGCCCGAGCGAAGGCCAAGUCUCGUUCUUCCCGGGCCGGGCUGCAGUUCCCCGUCGGGCGCGUUCACCGGCUGCUGCGGCGCGGACAUUACGCGGAGCGGGUGGGCGCUGGCGCACCCGUUUAUCUGGCGGCCGUGCUGGAGUACCUGACGGCCGAGAUUCUGGAGCUGGCGGGCAACGCGGCCCGCGACAACAAGAAGACGCGCAUCAUCCCCCGCCACCUGCAGCUGGCGGUGCGCAACGACGAGGAGCUCAACAAGCUGCUGGGCGGUGUCACCAUCGCGCAGGGCGGUGUCCUGCCCAACAUCCAGGCCGUGCUGCUGCCCAAGAAGACUGGUGGCAGCGCCGCGAGUCCGGCCAAGGCCGGCAAGAAGGGCGGCGGGCAGCAGUCGCAGGAGUACUAGGCCGGGAUCUUUCCCUUCCUCACCCCCUCCCUCCCCCCCCCUCCCCCCCAAGCACCACACAAAGGCCCUUUUCAGGGCCACUCCAUUGCUCACUGGGAGAGCUGCGAUCCGCAGGAGGGGAGAGGCGGGGGCUGCGUCCAUAUCCCGGCCCAGGGCGGUGCAGCUCCACGCCCGGAGGCCAACUACGAGGAGCAAGCGCUAGGCCGCGCUGCGGAGCAGGCAGGAAGCACCGGCAGCCGGCAUGGCUGCUCGAAUUCAGUCACAAACUGUAAAUAGGUGACGUUCUCUGAAAAGACUCUUGGGUGCUUAUAACGUGACUGUUCCUCUGCUGUUAAAUUCAGCAGAUGUUGCACAGAAAAUAAACAAUGCUUCAUCUCCAAAA
Molecule: messenger RNA, 1441 nt
Organism: Meleagris gallopavo (turkey)
Lineage: Eukaryota; Metazoa; Chordata; Aves; Galliformes; Phasianidae
Gene: H2AX
Product: H2A.X variant histone
Cellular component (GO): nucleosome
Molecular function (GO): DNA binding; structural constituent of chromatin; protein heterodimerization activity
Source: RefSeq, a predicted model, not a curated record